Molecule: messenger RNA, 1815 nt
Organism: Syngnathus acus (greater pipefish)
Lineage: Eukaryota; Metazoa; Chordata; Actinopteri; Syngnathiformes; Syngnathidae
Gene: nfyc
Product: nuclear transcription factor Y, gamma
Exons: 11
Coding region: 300-1364 (354 amino acids)
Biological process (GO): regulation of DNA-templated transcription
Cellular component (GO): CCAAT-binding factor complex; nucleus
Molecular function (GO): DNA-binding transcription activator activity, RNA polymerase II-specific; protein heterodimerization activity; DNA binding
Source: RefSeq, a predicted model, not a curated record
GGCUAGAUUGAUUGCGGGGCCAGUGUUAAAGGCAAAGCGGUUCUAGUCAGGAGUCGGACUGUCACCGCUCUCUCCAGCCCUCCUUCUAUUUCUUCCUUUUUUAAACUGGGGGGUCGUUCUAGGUAAAGGGGGGGCUUUGUGAACAAGCAAAGGCGAGUUUUUUCCACCCCACGGUGGAGCAACAGUGGCGUUUUGGAAGGAAGUUCUUACUGCAAGGAGAAUCAAGCAGCGUCCUGUCCCCCCACCGCCAUCAACACGGAACGGACCAUCCACCAUGAAGGGCACGGGCUUUGUAGAUCAUGUCCGCAGAUUCAUUUGGCGCCGGCGGCAGCGACGCCCAGCAGACGCUUCAGUCCUUCUGGCCUCGCGUCAUGGAAGAGAUCCGGAACCUAACUGUGAAGGACUUCCGCGUGCAGGAGUUGCCUUUGGCUCGAAUCAAGAAAAUCAUGAAGCUGGAUGAGGAUGUGAAGAUGAUCAGCGCCGAAGCGCCCGUGUUGUUCGCCAAGGCGGCGCAGAUCUUCAUCACGGAACUCACCCUGCGAGCAUGGAUCCACACGGAGGAUAACAAGCGACGCACGCUACAGAGGAACGACAUCGCCAUGGCCAUAACCAAGUUUGACCAGUUUGACUUCCUCAUCGACAUUGUUCCCCGAGAUGACCUGAAGCCCCCGAAGCGACAGGAGGAGAUGCGUCAGACAGUGGCCCCAGCCGAGCCGGUGCAGUACUACUUCACGCUGGCGCAGCAGCCCGGCGCCGUGCAAGUGCAGGGGGCGCAACAGGGCCAGCAGGCCGCCGCCGCGCAAACGGCCACCACCAUCCAACCCGGCCAGAUCAUCAUUGCGCAGCCGCAGCAAGGACAGAUGCUUCAAGGUGCCACCAUGCAGCAGUUGCAGCAAGUGCAGGUGCAAUCGCAAGGCACGCCCAUCACGAGCGCGCCCGUGGCCAUGCAGGUGGGUGACCAGCAGGUGCAGAUAGUGCAGGCGGCGGCGGGGGGGCAAGCGCAGACGGCCCAGGCACAGGCCCAGGGCCAGACCAUGCAAGUCAUGCAGCAGAUCAUCACCAACACGGGCGAGAUCCAGCAGAUUCCGGUGCAGCUCAAUACGGGCCAGCUGCAGUACAUUCGCCUGGCCCAGCCAGUCUCCAACGCGCAGGUGGUCCAAGGACAGAUUCAGACCCUCGCCAACACGCAGCAGGCUGAUGUGCAACCAGGGCAGCAGCAGUUCAACCAGUUCACUGACGGACAGCAGUUGUACCAGAUCCAGCAGGUGACGGUGCCGGUGGGUCAGGAUUUGAGCCAGUCCAUGUUCAUUCAGUCCACCAGCCAAACGGGAGAGACGCAGGUCACGCAGGUCACCAGCGACUGAGCUCUGACCGACAGACUGCCUCGCCCGUGUUCCGUUUUUUUUUUUCUACAGUGAAAUCUUAAGUCACCCCCCCCAUGUAGUCUUUUAUGUUUUUAUACUUUUUUUUUAUACGCUAUGGACCAUGCCCCGUCUGCCGUUUUGUCCCGCCCUCGGACGGAAGUAGCCAUUUACCUCACACACAUGCGCUCAGACGAGGAGGAGGAGCUUCAGCAAUUACAAUCAACACACCUUUGUUUUGUUUAGUGUCCCUCUUCAUAGCACCCCACCAUCUAUGUUUCUUCCUUUUUGUACAGUAAUUAUCUGCGAUUGUCCUCAUUUGUAUUUGUGUAUGUGGUCCAAACCGCCAGCCUGCAUGACAUGCCGAAAGACAGGUACACGUUUAUUUUUGGGAUGUUUUGUAAGCAAAUUUUGUUGGUGACAAAAAAAAAUAAAUGAAAGAAGAAGCCUUCAA